Molecule: messenger RNA, 2737 nt
Organism: Galendromus occidentalis (western predatory mite)
Lineage: Eukaryota; Metazoa; Arthropoda; Arachnida; Mesostigmata; Phytoseiidae
Product: exocyst complex component 5
Exons: 3
Coding region: 137-2242 (701 amino acids)
Biological process (GO): Golgi to plasma membrane transport; exocytosis
Cellular component (GO): exocyst; cytoplasm
Source: RefSeq, a predicted model, not a curated record
GAGUACAGGUCUGUGAAUUCCAGAUCGCGGGAAUGACUCCCAUGUGAAGUUCGUCGCUAUUUCUGUUAUACCAGUGUUCAUCAGGCAUUGCCAAUCCGUUCUUUGAUGCGACUCCAGCGGUGUGCCGGGAUCCAAGAUGAGCAAUCUGAUCCAGGAAUGCGAAUCGGAGAACUUCUGUGCAGAAGAUCUGGUCGAGCGGUUCGCAUGGCGGAGUUUAGGCUCUCAGAGAGACGAUCGUUUCGACGCGAAGGGUCUCGAAGAAGCUUUCAGGAAUGAAAUCGACCAUCUCCGGCGGGAGUAUGAUCACAGAGAGCAGCGAUGCCAAAGGCUCGAGAAGAACUGUGCGGAGGACAUGGAAAGACACUGGAACAGAGUGAAAGAUCUGAUCGAGAAAAACAAACUCAGUCAGAGGACGUACAAGGAUCUGGACAUGCAGAUCGGCAGAGUAGCCGCAAAAGUAGUUCAUCUCGGCGAUCUGCUGGAAUCUGUGAAUACGCCCCGCGCCCGAGCGGAGGAGGCGGAAAAACUCAUGCUCAAAUUCGGCGACUUCCUCAGCGAGGUGAACGACGUUCCCCUCUCGAAACAGAACAUCUACGAAAAUUCCGACCUCAUCCAGAAACUACAUCUGAUCGCACAGGAGCUCCCGUCAGGCGGGAAAUUCGACGAGACGAAAAAUCGUAUCACCACCAAAUACUCACAAAUUGAAAGCGAUCUCAUCGACGAGUUCCGGAACGCUCACGAUAUUGGUGACAUCGAAAAAAUGAUCCAGUUAGCCUCGAUUUUAGCUCAUUUCAAGGGUUUCCAGACGUGUGUGGAUACUUUCAUCAAGAACGCGCAGCGCGGAGCCUACAUGAAGAGUGAUGUUUUCAAAGACAUUAUCCCCUUAUGCCGGACCACGCAGCAGCUAGUUAACCAAGUUUUCGCCAAUCCCACCAACGUGAUGGCCAGAUUCGUCACCGACAUCUAUUCUGUCAAGCUCCAGGACUACAUAACCGCUCAACUCCAAGUGAACGAUAAAGGCGACUACCUACAGAAACUUCUGCUUAUGUACGGCAAGACCGAACAGCUAUCCCAGGAUUUGACCGCUUUCAAGAUCGAUCCGGCUCUCCUACAGAAGCUGUCGCGUCAAAUCUUCCAGAAAGAUCUCGACGGAUACAUCGCGGUCGAAAUGCAGUAUUUACGAGACAGAUUGGAUUUCCUGCUCCGAAAGUACUACGAGGAUCUAGGCCACACCAAACGGUCGGUCGGUGGCCUGACGGAUCUGCGACGCGAUAUGCAGAUGUUCAUCGCGCCGCUCACCAGCAUCAACAUCGCUCCGGUAGCCGAAGAUUUCAAAGGCGAAACUUUCCUGUCGGAAGCCUUGGCAGCUAACAUGCUGGAAGAGCUGCGACACGCUCUCCUCCGAUGUAAACGAUUAUCGAGGCAAUCUGAACGGUCAAAGAACGCCUGCCAGAUCUGGCAUUGUCUGCAGACUCACCUCUGCGUCGAGCACAUUCACUACGCCCUCGAUCUAAGUCUCAGAUGCAUCCCACUGAACGAGACGAAAAGUGAACCCCGGCUCACAUUCCUCGACUGUGUCAGGGAAUGUAAUACGAUGGUUCACCUGUUAGACGAUCUGUUCUGCAAGAGUGUAGUGCCAUUAGUCUCUUCGACACCCGAAUACGGCUUGUGCCUGCAGAAAAAACGUGAAUGCAUAGAGCAGAUGGAAGUCAAAAUGCACCAGGGCAUUGAACGCUGUAUCCAAGCCAUGGUCGCCUGGAUCAAUCUGCUGCUCUCCGAACAACGAAAAACCCCCCUUAGCGCCGCGGAGAAUAGUUCCAGCCCUACUUGUGCGCGAGUGUGUCGUUACGUGAAUGAUUGCUUCGGUCAGAUCCAACGGAAUCUCGACGGUCAGAACUGUACCGCAGUUUUGACCGAGUUCGGCAUCCAGUUUCACAGAGCAGUUUACGAGCACAUUUCAACAAUGCAAUACGACCCCAAGUCCACAGCUAUCAUCAUCAUGUAUGACGUCAGCGAGUACCGGGGCUGUGCGCUGCAAUUACCGCCCAUCGUCCGGCAGCUGUUCGAAGUGCUAGCCAUCCUGGUCAAUCUCCUGAUGACGUCCCCGAACAAGCUUCAAGAUCUUUUGAAUAGUCACGCUCUCGAGAAACUCGAUCAACAAGUUCUGCAGAACUUUGUCGAGCUCAGAACGGACUGCAAGCAGGAGAGGCUUGUGCAAACAUACUUCAAAGCCAGGAAAUAGACUACGCCUCUCGAGACGCCGUAGAGUUCACAACCUCAACUAGUCCUUACCGAUGCAAUGAAACCUAUCCGAGAAGGUUUCCACCCACCGUUGUUCCGUGUCGCUACUUUCCUAUCAUCGAAAUCGGGAGAAGCAGAGAGUUCGUCAAGCGCGCGAUCUGAUAUCACCGCGGAUGAAAGGUGGAGUAGCGAACGAGAAAUACUAUUUUUCCUUUCACCGACCGUUUCGUCGACCGAGACGCUAAUUAGCUGUGAUCGUUAAAAUUAUCCCGGGAUGAACUGCGGGAUGAUUUGUUCCGGGAAAAAAUUGUUGAAAUUAUCAUUGAUUAUUUUAUUGAAAUCCCGGGCUCAAAAUUUCAAAUUAUAUCCGAUGUGACCCACAUCGAUCACCAUGAGGCUUGGGAUGUAUUCUGUAUGUGGUUUCUUCGAUGGACCGUUUUCGUACAAACAUGCAGUCGUGGAUAGGUUAAGAUCUACAAUAAAACUCAGUCGAUUU